UCAAUUGCGGUCUUCAUCUUUGCAUCAGUGUUUAACACUCGUAAUGAUCCCUUAGAUCCGGAAGAAGACGAACGCUUGAGAUUAAAUAUGUUUUGGACCAACCCGACUUCCCACACGUGCAUGACAUACGCCACUCGAGAGUACACUGCCCGACUGGUGAAUGUCCCAUCAUACUACAAUCGCCGUGUGGAGGCUUGCAUGGCCACACCGAUAAAGAUCCACGGGACUGAAUACACGCCUAAGUGGUGCGAGGAUCAUGUGGGUGUUCCUGCAUUUCUUGUUAGUAACAAACAGCCAGAUUGCGCGUCGUACUGGAUCUGGUACAAAGAUUUUGGCUGUACUUCGCCUGGAUCUGGUCAGCGGCGUAUUGAACACUACCUCGAGAACAUCCCGUGUGGAGGUGAUUGGAAGGAGUUCUGUGCUACCACUCCUGUAAGCUUCCGUGGGAUGCACUUCACGGGAGCACAUAUCUGCUUCAAAAAUAACGGUGCCACGUGGGGCCACUGGGUUUUUGAUGACGAGAGCUGCAGGUAGCCAAGUCGCAAUGUCGCUUCAAUGUUGGAUGAGGGCGAUAUUGUCUUGGAAUUUUGAUGUGCUAUUUUUUGCUGUGCCAUUGGAUGUACUUGUACUUGUAUCACUGUGUGUUUUUAGCGGGUCACUAGUAUUCGCAGUUUUGAGUAUU
Suillus subalutaceus is the source of this 682-nucleotide messenger RNA. RefSeq lists its product as uncharacterized. The record is from RefSeq and is a predicted model, not a curated record. NCBI's taxonomy places the organism in Eukaryota, Fungi, Basidiomycota, Agaricomycetes, Boletales, Suillaceae. The transcript has 4 exons. Bases 88 to 534 code for a protein of 148 amino acids.